AUGAGAGUCUUUGGUGUGCCAUUACUGUGCUCGGCUUUGUUCUCCUAUUUUAGCACUGUAAAGUCUUCCCUCAUCCCAUUUCCAUCUGUUGUCAUUCCACUAAACGGUCUCUUCGAUAACCAAGCUGCUUCGCUAGAUGGCACCACUGGCAACUUCGACGGGAAUGGCGCUACGUAUCCAGCAGAGUACCUACCCGAGGGCCCGUGGUUGUAUAAUGGAAUCUCGUAUGAUCUGCCAUCAACUUGGGGACAAACCAAAGACAAUGUCAUUGCUGCAGGCCAAGUUGUGAAACUCUCGAACGCAACUUAUGUUCAUGAGUUGCACAUCAUAUAUGCAGGGGAUAGUUCGCCUGGUGGCGGAAUAAGCGGAACAUUCAGCCUCAACUAUGCGGAUAAUUCAGUCAAGUCCUUGCCAUUCAUCGGGAAAGACUGGUUCACAUGGUCUAAUGUCAACGCAGGAGAUAUUCAAACACCAUACCAUUUCGAAGGAUAUUCACCUAAUAAGAAUUUUAAUUCUAGCCGAAUCUUUCAAUUAUCGCUGUCGGUACCCUCUCGUGCGCCGCUUGAAAGCAUCACGCUCCCAAAAAUAUCUUCUACCUCGAACAGACUCCAUAUAUUUGCACUCUCUAUAACACCUUCUUUUGAACCUGCCAGUGGUCCUCUGGUGCCCCAGCUCUCUAUUCGCAGUGCCCAGUUCAGCACGAGGUGGGAGGACAUCAACGGGCAGCGAGCUCAAGCCGUCGCUAUCACCCUCGCGAAUCUACUCCCAGCAAGUUACGCGACGUCCUCGAACGCAUCUUUAAACUCGCGGUACGAGAUUACAGUAACAGGCGAGGGGGUCUCCACAAUCACACCUGGCCUCGUGUAUCGCCUGGUCCCUGCAGACCAGGCUCGCCUGGACGUUUUCGUUCUCAAUAACAACGGGAGGGGAAAUGCGACAGUCACUAUCAAAGAUGAAUUUGGGAAUGUUGUUGGGACUUCCGUAGGCUGGCCCAUCAUCCCGCUGCGGACAGAAUGGACAGCGGACACUGAUGUGCUGGCUACACAUGAGACGCCCACUUGGUGGAACCAGGCGAAGUAUGGAAUCUUCAUUCACUGGGGCAUCUACAGUGUUCCUGCUUGGGGCCCGCCUAGUUCAUAUGCCGAGUGGUAUGACUGGAGUCUCCAUAAUCCUUCGAACGCUAAUUCGCCGACGUGGGUACAUCACUUAGACACUUAUGGGAAGGACGUCGUAUAUGAUGACUUUAUUGCUAACUUCACGGCGUCUAAUUGGAAUCCCAGUGCUUGGUUAGAUCUGUUCUCCGAAGCUGGGGCAAAGUACUUUGUCAUCGUUACUAAACAUCACGACGGUUAUGCACUGUUUGAUACAAAAAAUACCACACAUAGAAGUAGUGUAUACCUUAACCCACAUCGUGACUUUGUCAAAGAGCUCAUGGACACCGCCAAAUCCGAUUAUCCUGACCUUCAUCGUGGAACAUACUACUCACUUCCCGAAUGGUUCAAUCCAUACUUCUCCAAGUAUGGGUUUAGUGCAUGGCCAGGAGGCUUGGCGCACAACGCAUUCAAUACGUCUGAACUGGAGCCUUAUACUGGAAUAUUGAAUAUAAGCGACUACAUCGAGGAUUUUCAAUACCCCCAGAUGCUGUCUUUAGCGUUGGACUAUGACACGGAGAUCAUGUGGUGCGACAUUGGAGGUCCCAAUAAGACAUUGGAAUUUGCUGCACAGUUCUAUAACCAUGCGAUGCAGAAUGGCUAUCAGGUUACCAUGAAUGAUCGUUGUGGUGCGGUCCCGGAUUUUGACACACCGGAAUACGCGACGUUCGGUACCCUGUACCCUCGCCACUGGGAGACAAGCGAAGGGAUGGACCCGUUUAGUUACGGCUUGAAUUCUGCCACCAAUGCGAGCGAGUACAAGAACGGAACGACCAUUAUCCAGACACUGGUCGAUAUUGUGAGCAAGAAUGGAAACUAUUUACUCGAUGUCGGACCCACCGCAGAGGGUGACAUCAUUGCGCCGAUGGCAGACAACCUCCGCGCUGCCGGCAAAUGGCUGAAGUAUGCAGGUGACUGUGUCUAUGCAACGGAUUACUGGUACCAAGCGUCCCAAGAUCCGACGGGAUCAUUUAGGUUCCUCACCACACCAAAAACAUUUUGCAUCAUCGCAUUCAACAAACCGAGCAAUGGGAAAGUCACAGUGGAUGCGGGUGGCGUGGUGCUACCAAUUCAAAAGGGAGACAAUGUUGUGCUGCUGGGUCCAUCAAAGAAUUCGCAGAGCCUUGAGUGGAACAUGGAUGGAUCGGGUAUCUUGACUGUCGUGGUGCCUCAGGAUCAAGUCGACCAAGUAGAUUAUGCCUGGGCAUUCCAGGUGACAUAUUCCGGGUGA
This is a messenger RNA of Suillus bovinus, 2382 nucleotides long. RefSeq names its product glycoside hydrolase family 29 protein. Bases 1 to 2382 code for a protein of 793 amino acids. The transcript is spliced from 15 exons. Gene Ontology annotation, cellular component: lysosome. Gene Ontology annotation, molecular function: alpha-L-fucosidase activity. Gene Ontology annotation, biological process: glycoside catabolic process; fucose metabolic process. NCBI's taxonomy places the organism in Eukaryota, Fungi, Basidiomycota, Agaricomycetes, Boletales, Suillaceae. The record is from RefSeq and is a predicted model, not a curated record.